Molecule: messenger RNA, 2747 nt
Organism: Tachysurus fulvidraco (yellow catfish)
Lineage: Eukaryota; Metazoa; Chordata; Actinopteri; Siluriformes; Bagridae
Product: plasma membrane ascorbate-dependent reductase CYBRD1
Exons: 4
Coding region: 424-1227 (267 amino acids)
Cellular component (GO): lysosomal membrane
Molecular function (GO): oxidoreductase activity
Source: RefSeq, a predicted model, not a curated record
ACCCUGUGAACACACGAAUACGGAAAACCAACAGCUAUGAACACGUUCCCUACGAUAUCUUAUCCUUGUUUUGUUGUUGUUACUAUUCACAGAUUAAAGGGGAGUUUGUGUUGGUGUCACUUUAAGAACUUUUGUAGCUGUUGAGUGGUUGUGACGUCACAGUGUUUGCUUUGAAAUGUAACGCUUUUUUGCGCGUCUGUGUUUUUAUUUUAUUUUUUUUACACGGUUUAGUGAUAAUAAAAGUUCUUUAGAAUACAAAUGCUGGUGUAUUCGGGAUGCAGUCACGAGUUAAGUGUCAUUACGGCGUUGUCUGUUGCGUAAUAGCGGUGUAUGUGGCAAGUUACAAAACCCCAAGGACUUAGAGAGCACUUCACAUUCCAGACUGCUGCAACUACAAGACUUUUUUUUUUAUAAACCCCAGACAUGGAGAACCACAGGCCAUUCCUUGUGCUGCUGUUCUUCGCCUUUGCAGUCGGUUUUAUCUCGGUUGUGUUCGUAUUGAGGUGGGUUUUACAUUUCAGAGAGGGCUUAUCCUGGGAUGGAGGAGACAAAGAAUUCAACUGGCAUCCUCUUUUGGCUGUGACUGGGUUUAUUUUCCUUCAAGGAAUCGCAAUCGUUGUGUACAGACUUCCAUGGACUUGGAAAUGCAGUAAGCUGAUGAUGAAGCUCAUUCAUGCUGGCCUGAAUGUGCUGGCCUUCAUCUUGGCUGUCAUUUCUCUGGUAGCUGUGUUUGAUUUCCACAAUGUGCAGAAUAUCCCAAAUAUGUACAGCUUGCACAGCUGGGUGGGAUUAAUCGCAGUCAUACUCUUCUCACUGCAGAUUGUGCUAGGCCUUUGCAUCUUCCUCCUGCCUGUAAGUCCAGGGUUCUUGCGAGCUGCAUUUCUGCCUGUACAUGUAUUUAGUGGUCUCUUUAUCUUCACCACUGUGAUUGCUACUGCACUCAUGGGCAUCACUGAAAAGCUCAUAUUUGGCCUGAAAGAUCCGAAAUACAAAGAUUCUCCUCCAGAGGCCACAUUUGUUAAUGUGCUUGGAUUGCUGUUAACCUUGUUUGGGGCACUCAUACUGUGGAUCGCUACUCGCUCCUCUUGGAAGAGACCGAGUGAGCAGCUUCUGCACAACAACGAACCAGCAUCAGACAGCAUUAAAACAGACACAGCCAUGUCUGAGAGACAUGACCCAGAGCAUAACAGUGAGGCCCGUAGAAGAAAUGGUAAAACAGAGGAGUGAGAAGAAGGAGAAAAACAGUAAGGAGUAAGGAGAGCAAACUGUCUAGCUGCUGCACUUCUCAUUCCAGAGCAGGCAAACGUAUCUUUAGAGAAUGUUGAAACAUUUUCUUUGUAGCCAAAAGGGAUUUUGUACACUGUUACAGUACCUAUAUAAAGAAGUGUAUUUACAAGAGGUGUUACAGUAGUGUGCAAAAGAGGCACAUGCAACAAAAUGCUAUAAAGCAAAGUUUCAGUAAAAAUAAUAUUUUUACAUUAACAAACUAGUAUAAAGAUCCAUAAGCAAUAAUAAAUGUAACAAUAUUUGAUGUAAUCACUCUUUGCUUUUUAUAAAAUGGUCUCAGGUUCAACAGUUUUACAAGGAAGGAACCUGGUGGGUUUUUAAUGAGUAUCUUGUAGAACCAGCCACACUUCUGGUGAUUUUGACCAUCACACUUGCUUCUUUCUUUAGUGACAUGUAAAACUUGUUUGCACCAUUACAUUUUUUUCCUAGAAAGCUAAAAUAUUUGUUUUAGUGUUGGAUUUUUUUGGAAAUCCAUAAUGCUUUUGUUCUGACGUGACAAUGUAAUCAUAAAGUCAAAAAACAGAAAUCUAAAACAAAGUUAGUACUAAAAUAAAGGUCUAAAAGUUAAAAAAACUUUGGGUAUCAUAAAACUAUUUUUAUAUUUGAGAUUAUAGUACAAAGCAAACAAUUUCACUGUUAUUGUACAUUUGAAAUAAACUCCUUUUCACAUUUCACAUAUUAAAAUGAACUACAUCCUUUCAGCGUCUCCUGUUGCCUUGUUAGACUAGUCUUCACCUUCACCUGUUAAUUAUCAUUAUGCAACAGUAAAAAUAUAUUUAAUAUCUUAUGUUACAUCAAUCAGAGUAUGUCCUUAAUGAUUACUUUUGCUUUCAAGUGAUAUUCAGCUGCCAACCAGAGCAGCCAUCCAAGACCAGGCUUUAUGUCUUGUCAAUAGCUGGAGUUAUUCUUGACGCCUGCGUAAUUCUUGACUUUAAAAUGCAGGCUAGCAAGCUGCCAGUUAUCUUUAACAUGACUAACAGCUGCUUGCCAUAUUUCAAUCUGUUUCUCUGACAUUAGCUUGCAAGCUGAUUUUGCACUAUAAUCAUGAGCCAUGCUGAAAGGAUGUAAAGCAGAUGAAGUUGUGUUGUUUUGUUAUAACAUUGCUUAACGUAACACUCUUUUUGAAGAAAGUUUUGCGACUUUAGACGGGUGAUUUGAGUUCUAAUACAUACAAAUCUUAACCAUCAAUAAUGAUCUUUGCAGCAUUGCUAAUUCUAAUUUAAUGAACAUGCAAUAAAUCAUGUCUUAAAUAGGUUUUAUUAAACAUAUAUUUUCUAUAUUGGCACUGUAGAAGGAGAGGUAACUUCAAAUGAAGGUUAAUGAAUAUGCUUUGUGGUGUUUUCUUGUGACUUGUUUGUACUUGUUUUCUAUUUCUACAGCCCAUAAAUGUAAAAAAAAUAAAAUAAAAAUGAAUCAAACAAAAAUAUUUAACAAAUAAAAUUAAAUGAUUUAUAAAACAA